CAGGCCGUCUGGGAACACGCCCGCCCUCCCUCCUCUCCAGGAUGAAAGGAACCAGUGAGCACCAGGAUAAGGACAAAAACAAAACAAAACAAAACAAUCCAAAUUUCCCCCAAACGCCAGCCCCGCGAUCCCUGUGUCUUCGGCGCCCCGCGGGCGUGCACUUUGUCACCUGGAGUGGAGCAGGGCAGAGCUGGCGGGACGGGACGGGGUGCUAGACUCGGCGCCACACCCCUAGGAGCUCCCACCCCAGGCAGACCGCCCGGUUCUCCCUGAGAAUCUCAGCAGAAACUUUCCCUGCUGUCCCCCGCGCGAGUUGCUCAGCUUACCGGCGGCCCGGAGGGCGGCCGUCCUUUGCCCUGGAGACGCCCUUCGGGAAGCGUGCAGCCCUGCCCUCGGGGACCUCGGUCCAGCCCGGGAGCAGGCGGAAGAUCCCGACAGUACAGCCUGGCUUUCCUGGGCCGUCUGUGCUUCCUGGAGUUCCAUGGAAAAUGGAAGGCCUCCCGAUCCUGCAGACUGGGCUGUGAUGGACGUCGUCAAUUAUUUCCGAACAGCAGGAUUUGAGGAGCAAGCCAGUGCUUUUCAGGAACAGGAAAUUGAUGGAAAAUCCCUGCUCUUGAUGACGAGAAAUGACGUGUUGACAGGGCUGCAGUUGAAACUGGGGCCUGCUCUGAAAAUCUAUGAGUAUCAUGUAAAACCUCUUCAGACCAAGCAUUUAAAGAACAGCUCUUCCUAGUAAAGUGAAAUCGAGGUCUCAGUCCUCAGAACAGAAUUCACAGUGAUGUAAUUAAUUUCAUGUUGUGAGACUUCACAAACAGAAUACAUACAUGCGUGUACGUAAAGAAUUUCGAUCCUACAAGGUGUUAUCCUAUUGGAUAGGCAAUCCAUUGGCUGGCCUGACUCACCCUGGAGGAGUAAAGACAGAAUGUACACACAAUGGUUAUCCUUGUCACACCAGCUUGUCAUUGACUCUUAGGUACCCCUCCCCUCAGGGGCUUUGAAAUCACAGAAUUUUCCUCGUUUCAACAUAUAUUGUUUUCCAUCAACUCCUUAAAAAAAAAAAAAGAGGAUGGAUGUGGAAUGAGUGGCCUGGGUUAUAGACUUAGAAAUGAGUACACACAGAACUCAGCGGGGAGGGAGACGAGUGAGAGAGUGCUGUCUCCCGUAAAUUGCUCUGCUCCUAGAUGUAUGCUCCAUGGAUGGAAUUGUCAACACCCUUUUUUCUAGAGGGUUCUCCACUUGACCUUCUUAAGGUUUCACAGGGAUGUGCUGUGCUGUGUAUGAAUCAAACAUGCACCAGGCUCCCUUCAGGAACAGAACUCUCUGAGAAGAGAAACUUGCUUUGCACUGGAGACAUCCUUGUAAUCAACUCACUGUCACAGGGGAGAGAAUAUUUCCUGCUUAUGUUGGUUCCUUGUUGCUGAAGAAAGCAUUUAGGGGCUUUGGGGAUUUUGUUUGUUUGUUUUUGUUUUUUACUUUAUGGUUUGUAUUUAUAAUUCUUUCUGAAGCAAUUUGUCAAGAGUUAAUAGAUCCCAAAGCUUUGUUAAUAGCACAGAAUAUUUUUAUAUAUGCAUAUAUAUUCCUCCAGGAUUCUGUAAUAUUUUUUUAAUUGUCCUAUGCUGUGUUUGGUCCCUGGUUUGAGUAUUUGUCUUUCAGAAUUUGAAAAAGUGGACUUCUCUGUUCAAAGAGACAUUUACUGAGCAAUGUUUGUCCAUGCCUUGGUGAGUUGGUGCUUUG
This is a messenger RNA of Onychomys torridus (southern grasshopper mouse), 1734 nucleotides long. RefSeq names its product sterile alpha motif domain containing 13 (gene Samd13). Gene Ontology annotation, molecular function: protein binding. Lineage: Eukaryota; Metazoa; Chordata; Mammalia; Rodentia; Cricetidae. The record is from RefSeq and is a predicted model, not a curated record. Bases 482 to 733 code for a protein of 83 amino acids. The transcript is spliced from 3 exons.